Messenger RNA from Racocetra persica, 789 nucleotides. The record is from the annotation of a GenBank genome assembly. Lineage: Eukaryota; Fungi; Glomeromycota; Glomeromycetes; Diversisporales; Gigasporaceae.
AAGAAAAUAAAAACAACGAGGAGUCUGAUUUAUUUAACAAUCAAGAAGGAGGUGUUGAAUAUGACACCGAAGUUAGAAAUCUUUUGAAUGAAUCAGAGACCUGUUCACAGGAACUUAGCACCAUUCUAGCCGCUUUUAGAACCUAUCAACAUGAAGCAAAGAAUAUUCUUUCGGAAAAUGAAAUUAUGGAUUUAAGACCAUCUUCUGAAUUUGUUCUCUUGUGCCUAAAAGAAGUGGAGUAUGACUUGUUAAUCGAAAAGGUUUUUGAGCCUAUUGACAAAAUCUUUCCAAAAGAGGCCGAUGACUUUCUAAUCGAUUUCUUUUCAGAGAAACUAAGCGAACAACAAUGGGAGGAUAAAAUCGAAAGCUUGAUGGAAGAUAAUGCAGGGCAAAAUAAAUUUAUAAUAAAGUUAAAAAGAUUAAUAAUAGAAACGUUACCGAUUUUUUUUGACUCCUACAAAUUAAUGUCUGAUAAUCCACUUAAAAAUAAAGAAAUGACAGAAGAGGAAUACAUGAAUACUUAUAUUAAUCCGAUUUUAAAAAAUGCAUUGACCCGGUUUUCCGAUAUUAGAUAUGUUCCAGGUGGCAAGGCUAUCAAAGCCUCUACGUAUCGAAAAACCAUGAUGGAAGGAAACCCUGCAAUUUUCCUCUUUUUAUCGCGCAAUUGUAACUUGGGCAGAGAAGCCGAUAAAAAAUUUCAAGAAUCAAGGAAUAAAAGGAGUUCACGUCUAAGCAAUUCUCACAAUAUACGAAAAUUGCUAAGGCUUUCACAUAAUGACGAUCGGGGCG